AUGAACGGCGCGGCGGCGGCGGCGGGCGGAGAAGGCGGGCGCAGCGUCUGCACGCAGACCGACAGCCUGACCGGCCAAGUACCGAGGCUUUCUAAAGUGAACCUUUUUACUUUGUUCAGUCUUUGGAUGGAACAUUUCCCCUCCGUUGAGCAACAAAAGAACUUAGAGGUGAAGAAGGCAGGUCUGGUUGUCGUGAAGAAUAUGAAAAUAGUCGGUCUUCAUUGCUCCAGUCGAGACUUGCAUGCUGGUCAAAUUGCACUCAUUAAAUAUGGGUCAAGGCUUAAAAACUGCGACCUGUAUUUUUCAAGGAAACCAUGUUCGAUGUGUUUAAAAAUGAUUGUAAACGCUGGCGUGAACAGGAUUUCUUACUGGCCCGCGGAUCCUGAAAUAAGCCUGCAGCAUGAUGCGUCUAAUGAAGAUGCCAAGCUGGAUGCCAAAGCGGUGGAAAGACUGAAGUCCAACAGCCGCGCUCACGUGUGCGUCUUGCUUCAGCCCUUGGUCUGUCACAUGAUGCAGUUCAUCGAGGAAUCGUGCUACAAGUGUGACUUCAUUCAGAAAAUUGCUAAAACGCAGCCUGGACUGAACACUGGCUUUUACACCGAGUGCAGACAAGAGAUGAUAAAGGAGCUCGAGAGCCUGUUCCUAAUUCCAAGCGAAGAAACACACAAGCAAAUAUUAAUCACUAUAGGACUGGAGAACCUUUGCGAAAAUCCCUAUUUCAGCAAUCUGCGGCAGAACAUGAAAGAUCUGAUCCUCCUCUUAGCUACCAUAGCUGUCAGCGUGCCCGCUUUUGGCCAUUUUGGAUUUUAUUGUAAUAAAUCAGCGCCCGCCAGUGAAGCAUAUUACCAGAGGUUGCCCCAAGAAGUGGCAAGGCACUGCAUGAUACAAGCCAGGCUGCUGGCCUACCGCACGGAGGAUCACAAAACUGGAGUUGGAGCAGUCAUCUGGGCAGAAGCAAAUGCAGAAAGCUGUGAUGGAACAGGAGCCUUGUACUUCAUAGGAUGUGGUUACAACGCCUUCCCUGUUGGAUCUGAAUAUGCUGACUUUCCACACAUGGACGAUAAGCAAAAAGACCGAGAGAUCAGAAAGUUCCGAUACAUCAUACAUGCUGAGCAGAAUGCUUUGACGUUCAGGUGUCAAGAAAUAAAGCCAGAUGAGAGGAGCAUGAUAUUUGUGACAAAAUGCCCAUGUGACGAAUGUGUGCCUUUAAUUAAAGGUGCUGGUAUCAAGCUGCUCUAUGCAGGAGAUGUUGAUGUUGGAAGGAAGAAAGCGGAUAUCUCCUACAUGAAAUUUGCUGAAUUGGAAGGCGUUAGAAAAUUUACAUGGCAAUUAAAUCCAUCCUACAGUUGUGCUCCAGAGCAUGAAGAGCUCACAAACAAGGAAAGCAGGAACUGA
Messenger RNA from Euleptes europaea (tarantolino), 1395 nucleotides. RefSeq names its product cytidine and dCMP deaminase domain containing 1 (gene CDADC1). Lineage: Eukaryota; Metazoa; Chordata; Lepidosauria; Squamata; Sphaerodactylidae. Gene Ontology annotation, biological process: dUMP biosynthetic process; dTMP biosynthetic process. Bases 1 to 1395 code for a protein of 464 amino acids. The record is from RefSeq and is a predicted model, not a curated record. Gene Ontology annotation, molecular function: dCMP deaminase activity; zinc ion binding. The transcript has 9 exons. Gene Ontology annotation, cellular component: cytoplasm.